AUCUUUGUCAUUUGACGUUUGACGGCAGUCAAGUAUUUUUAUUUUUUACCUUAUGCCAAAAUAGAUAAAUAAGGUCUUUUCGUACAUUAAAGGGAUAUAUUUAAGAAACAAAAUGGCGAGAGAAAUGCAAUUAUUUAAAUUGUGCAAAGGAACAUUUGGUCAUGUGCGCAAUUUUCACAUGACAGCUAUUACCAAUGCCGCAGCGGCUGAGGCCCAACCGGCCUCUCGUUUGAAGACCUUCGCAAUUUAUCGCUGGAAUCCCGACGAACCCGAUAAAAAACCUCACAUGCAAGAGUACUCUGUAGACCUUAAUGCUUGUGGCCCUAUGAUACUUGAUGCCCUCAUUAAAAUUAAGAAUGAAGUAGAUCCUACGUUAACUUUCAGGAGGUCAUGUCGUGAAGGAAUUUGUGGAUCUUGUGCCAUGAAUAUAGGCGGAAUAAACACCUUAGCCUGUAUUAGUAAAAUUGAUACCAGGGCUGAAAAAACAACAAAAAUCUAUCCACUACCCCAUAUGUAUGUAGUUAAGGACCUCGUUCCUGAUAUGAAUAAUUUCUACAAACAGUAUAAGUCCAUAGAACCAUGGCUGCAACGGCAUGAUGAUGGUCAAAAGAAAUCUGGCGACGUACAUCAGUUGUUACAAAGUAUGGAAGAUAGGCAAAAACUCGAUGGAUUAUAUGAAUGCAUUCUGUGUGCUUGCUGUUCUACAUCUUGCCCGAGCUAUUGGUGGAAUGGGGACAAAUAUUUGGGCCCCGCCGUUCUUAUGCAGGCCUAUCGUUGGAUUAUCGAUUCAAGAGACGAAGCCACUGCGAAACGUCUCGAUAAAAUGAGAGACCCUUUCUCUGCCUUUAGGUGUCAUACCAUUAUGAAUUGCACCAAGACCUGCCCUAAGGGACUGAAUCCGGGAAAGGCCAUCGCAGAGAUUAAGAAAUUAUUGGGAGGUGUGGCGAAAAAAGACGAACCUGGACUUAAAACGGAUGCUUUACAAAACUAAUAUGAAGGAUAGUAUAAGAUCAUAUUUUUGUGAUAAAUAAGAUAAACCUGUAAUU
Molecule: messenger RNA, 1046 nt
Organism: Anoplophora glabripennis (Asian longhorned beetle)
Lineage: Eukaryota; Metazoa; Arthropoda; Insecta; Coleoptera; Cerambycidae
Gene: SdhB
Product: succinate dehydrogenase [ubiquinone] iron-sulfur subunit, mitochondrial
Exons: 6
Coding region: 113-991 (292 amino acids)
Biological process (GO): tricarboxylic acid cycle; aerobic respiration; respiratory electron transport chain
Cellular component (GO): mitochondrial membrane
Molecular function (GO): electron transfer activity; 2 iron, 2 sulfur cluster binding
Source: RefSeq, a predicted model, not a curated record